GAAAUACGCAUGCGCAAUCAGCGCGCAAAAGUGCAGCAAGGAAACGAAUGCACUUCCUCCCGCCAGUUUCUCACGAUGGACGGACUCGAUGAAGUUGCGAUUUGUACUCUAAAAGCUGCUAACAUUGGGGAAGACAUUUUACCAACUCUCACACGGGAUGAUAUCCGAGAUCUCUUUCCUGGUCCUGAGCACUUCCUGCGACGCAAAGCCAUUUGGCUUAUUAUUCAUAAGGAAGAACAGGAGCACACCAUUCCUGUUGAACCCCAAGGUUCAUCAGCUGAUGAUGAACAUAAUGGAAGUCCAAAAAGAGAUGACCCCAGCACUUCAAAGUUUUUGAAGUUACCCAGCCCAGAAUACGUUCUCUUCACUGAUAGUGAACUACAACAUGUGAGACGUGCAUACUUCGAGCAGCAACGUCUUGGAAAAGAGGGUGAAGUCACCUUAUCAAAGGAGCUCUUCUGCCGACUCAUCCGAAAUACCAUGACAAAUAUGAUAUCUAUUGCAAGAGCCUCUUCAGAUGACUACAAAUAUCCCACUAAACAUGAAGUUAUUGCCAUGGCAAAGCGGUUAGUGGAAUACUACCCUAUGAUAAAAGAUAAGUCAACUGGAUCAAGUCAUGAGUGGGACACUGUUGCCAAAAAGCUCUUGAAGCGACUUUCAAAUAUCCGAAGUCCUGUGAAGGCCAAACACCCUCCAUCCAAGAGAGCACGUCUGAAUGAAGUACUGUCUGCUGCAGUGGCAAGUGACUAUGAUGCUGAUUCCAGUGCAUCAACAGUUCAUCUGUCACCACCUUCAAGAUCAAGCACCCCACAGCAAGAAAUUGACAGCAUUGAUGAAGCAUCCGACGGUCCAGACAACAGCCUUGACAGCCAGAAAACACAGGCACGACAUUACAGGACUCUACAAGAAAUGUACAAAGCAAAGAAGCCAAACAAAGCUGCUGUAACUCAUCUAUUAGACCUGGAGUUCCAGUCCAGAAGAAAUUUCAUUGACUCAAAUGCUUUGAAGGAGCAAGACCGACCCACAAAAAUUUUACAGGCAUACCCGUGCUUCAAAGAACUGGACCAUGUAAUGGAUGAACUGCGGAGAGUCAUUGAGCCAAACAAUAGCCAAUACACUUCUGAGGUGAAAGGCAGGUGGGAGAACUUCUACUCCAAGGUUCAGUUUUAUGGCGUCAUGAAGAAAGUCAUGAAGCCUCCAAGGACAUUAAAUGGAGUUGAACAUGCCAUUGCAGUUUUUACUGCCCUGCCACUGCUCUUCCCAUCUGGCUCUGCAGCACCUAAGAAACUGGUCCCAAUCAGUGAGGCUCUUUUCCACGUCCUCACGCCCUCUGAGGAUCCUGAUACCUACAUCCACCGGCGUGUGCUUUCUAGUCCUGUCUUGCUGAUUGGUGAGCAGAACUGCAUUGUGGUUGUAGGUACAACUCCAGUUGUAACUUUUGAGAAAGAUUUGCUCUACGAGGGACCUCUCUACCUCCUGGCCUAUUACUAUGCAUUUCACCUGACAUAUCCCAAGUGUAUUGCCACACUCUUGUCUGUGUUACAAACACAAGUACUUGGAGAUGUCAUCCACGAGCAGGAUGCAACCUCCUCGUACAAGAAGGCCAUUCAUGAAUGGAAAAUGUUUGUUGAGUAAUUUCUUUUCUAAUAUGUUGUAUGGCUAAGGCAGUGAGAGCCGCAGGUUUU
Molecule: messenger RNA, 1685 nt
Organism: Carassius auratus (goldfish)
Lineage: Eukaryota; Metazoa; Chordata; Actinopteri; Cypriniformes; Cyprinidae
Exons: 8
Coding region: 10-1635 (541 amino acids)
Source: RefSeq, a predicted model, not a curated record